Molecule: messenger RNA, 331 nt
Organism: Ochotona curzoniae (black-lipped pika)
Lineage: Eukaryota; Metazoa; Chordata; Mammalia; Lagomorpha; Ochotonidae
Product: keratin-associated protein 6-1
Exons: 1
Coding region: 68-304 (78 amino acids)
Biological process (GO): keratinization
Source: RefSeq, a predicted model, not a curated record
CAGACUCAAGUCACCUACACUCCUCCUCCUGCUCCUCCACCCAAGGACAACCUCAACACCCAACACCAUGUCUGGCUACUACGGAAACUACUAUGGCGGCCGUGGCUAUGGAUGCUGUGGCUAUGGAGGCCUGGGCUAUGGCUAUGGAGGCCUGGGCUGUGGCUAUGGCUCCUACUAUGGCUGUGGCAUCCGCAGACUGGGCUGUGGCUAUGGCUGUGGCUAUGGCUAUGGCUCACGCUCCCUCUGUGGCUGUGGCUAUGGCUAUGGUUCUGGCUAUGGCUCUGGCUUUGGCUAUUACUACUGAGGACACCAAAGGAGACUGCUCUCCUCU